Molecule: messenger RNA, 480 nt
Organism: Lachnellula hyalina
Lineage: Eukaryota; Fungi; Ascomycota; Leotiomycetes; Helotiales; Lachnaceae
Exons: 2
Coding region: 1-480 (159 amino acids)
Source: RefSeq, a predicted model, not a curated record
AUGGCAAUCAAACAGCAAGCAUCCGGCCUCAUCGCCUACGCGCAAUCCCUCGUCGACCGCAUCAUCAGCCCUUCUACACGCCAGAACCUGUACAACAGCAGCAUCAGCUUUGCGAAAGAACAGCCUCUUUUAGCCUCCUUCCUAGCAAUCCAACUAUCCCUCUCCCUCACACCCCUCCUCCUCUUCACCUCCUUCGUGCUCGGCGUCCUCUCCCUCUCGCUCAUAAGCGCGCUCCUCUUCUCGCUGUUCUGGAUCGGUGUCGCGCUCCUCUUGCUCGUGCCGACGCUGUUUGUCACGGUGUCGCUGGGACUGAUUGUGUGGAUCUGGGCUGUGAGCAGUUUUGUGGUGGUCAGAUGGGUAUAUAAUCUUGUGCCGGUGAAGGGCGCCGGGAAGGUGGAGCUGGUUAAUGGGAAGGUUGUCAAGGUUGAGAAGAGGGAGGGGGAGGCGCCGAGGGGGGAGGUGAAGAAUGGGGAGUAUUGA